This is a messenger RNA of Brachypodium distachyon (stiff brome), 1206 nucleotides long. RefSeq lists its product as uncharacterized. The coding region runs from base 1 to 849 and encodes 282 amino acids. The record is from RefSeq and is a predicted model, not a curated record. Lineage: Eukaryota; Viridiplantae; Streptophyta; Magnoliopsida; Poales; Poaceae. The transcript is spliced from 3 exons.
AUGAACUACUUCCCCGACCGGCAGCACGUGCGGCUGCGCAGCCUCGCGCUCGGCACGUACCUCCACGCCGCCGCCGACGGGAUCGAGGUCCGCCUCCACCCAGACCGGGCGUCGGUGAACGCGGCGUGGACGGUCCACCGGUACCAGAGCGAAAACGCCGUCAUGUACCUGCUCCUGCACAGCGCCGCCUUCGGCCGCUACCUCUCCGCCAACAACACGCGGGCGCCAUGGGGCCAGCGCGGCUACCGCGUCGAGCAGCGCGAGUUCGACGAGCCGGAGGUGGAUUCCAUCAUGUGGCAGGUCAUCAGGCCCGGGAACUUCGUCCUUCUCCGCCACUUCAGCGGCCGCCUCCUCCGCGCCAACGGGGGACGACUCUUCAACUGGAACCGCGGCGUCACCGUCGACAAGUUCGAAAACAGGGGCGCGAUGAAUCGGUGGGUCGUGGAGCCCAUCCCGCCCAGUCAGCUGUAUCCUGGGUUACCAGGUCCGAUCAAUGAACCCCUUUCCAGUCCCCAGUUCACGUGCUUACUGUUCGGGCGCGAGCCGCCACCGGUGCGGGUGAUCCGGUUCCAGCGGGCGAACGCCGACGGGACGUUCAACGACAACGAGGACGGCUGGAGCGAGUUCCCGUUCACGGGCAACUCCAGCUACCGCCUGAGGUACGAGCUGACCGUCCGUCUGGACAUCGUCCACUUCAUCAUGUGCGUCCGAGCUGGCCGCUACGCGCGGCUCACCCCGAUGCUCGCCAACCUGCCAAGCGGCACCGGCGACAACCUCUACAUAGUCGCCUUCCGCUCCCUGUCGCCAGGUGCAGAUGAGCUGCGCUACCCGGACAUGGAAGCGGUGUAGAUGAGAUCAGCACAGGAUUCCUGACAGCCGCCUCACAGUUCACCUUCUUCAGAAGUGUUGCCGCCUCGGACACGACAUCAUGAGAAUUCAGAACUUUUUCUUAGAGAUAUAGGUUCAGAAAAACUCAGCAGGUCUUGUGUUUCUGCUAGCUAUAAAAUUGAUCUGUCCUGACGGGAGGAACCUGUUUGUUUCGGCCUCGCGGUUCUGAUGUUCAGAACUGUUGAAAGGGUUAAGUAGACUGGCUGAACAGUUAUGCAGUGACAGUGGUUGUAAUGGUUGCUCUUAUUCUGGCAACUACUUUUUGUUAGACAGAAAUCUGGCAACUACUUCAUUGUUCGUAGCUGCAUUUCUAUUAGA